AUGGUCAUUGUCAGUACCAAGGUGACCCUGAGAACAAUGGCACUGACAUCAGGGAAGGCCAUCUGCAUGGAUGUCGGGGUAUUGGCAUCACUGAGUGUGAAAAACACGGCUAAGGAGUGCAGAAGGGGUGAUGAAACAGCCCAGCAAGAAGAGGAAGCUGAGCAAGGGUUCUCAGGAGCAGCUGGACCAGGAUCGAUGCUUGGCCUCUCAGUGGUUGCAGAGGAGGCAUGGUCCUGGGAGCAGUACCUUCAGGAACAGAAGGCAGUAGCUGCGCCUAUUGAGCUGUUUUCCAGGGAUCAGUCCUUUCCAGAAUAUGAAAAUGGUUUUCAGAUUGGAAUGAGACUGGAAGGCGUUGAUCCCCGACAUCCGUCUGUGUUCUGUGUGCUCUCUGUGGCUGAGGUGUGUGGUUACCGUCUAAGACUUCAUUUUGAUGGUUAUUUAAGCUGCUAUGAUUUUUGGACUAAUGCUGGUUCUCCUGACAUCCACCCAGUGGGGUGGUGUGAAAAGACCAAACAUGAACUGCACAUUCCCAAGGGUUAUAGAAAAGAUAAAUUUGUUUGGAUGGAUUACUUGAAAGCCUGCAAACUGCAAAAUGCGCCAAAGAAAUUAUUCAGAAACAGAAGUUCAAAUCGGCCAACACCUAAAGAGUUUCGGGUUGGGAUGAAGCUGGAGGCCAUUGACAGGAAGAACCCAUCGCUGGUGUGUGUGGCGACCAUCGCCGACAUUGUUGAAGACCGCUUGCUAGUGCAUUUUGACAACUGGGAUGAUAGUUACGAUUACUGGUGCGAUGUGAAUAGUCCUUAUGUUCAGCCAGUUGGUUGGUGUCAGAAGAAUGGGAGAACUUUGGUAGCACCCCAAGGUUAUCCUAAUCCAGAAAAAUUUUCCUGGACAGAAUAUCUAGAAGCUACUCAAACUCAUGCAGUUCCUGCCAAAGUUUUCAAAAUGAGGUCACCUCAUGGUUUUCUGCCAAAUAUGAGACUUGAAGUAGUGGAUAAACGGAACCCUAGAUUGAUUCGUGUUGCUUCAAUUAUAGAUGUUGAUGACCAAAGAAUAAAGGUUCAUUUUGAUGGCUGGGACCAUAAAUACGACUACUGGAUAGAUGCUGACAGUCCUGACAUCCAUCCUGUCGGGUGGUGUGACGUGACUGGGCACCCACUGGAAGUGCCGUGCAGAACAAAUGAUGUGAAAAUCCUUCCAGGUCAAGCUGUCUGUCCCACUCCAGGGUGCCGAGGAAUAGGCCAUAUCCGGGGUCCACGUUAUUCAGGACAUCACAGCGCUUUUGGCUGCCCAUAUUCAGACAUGAACUUGAAAAAGGAGACAACGCCUCAUGAUCGUUUGAAGGAGCAAACGCAGACAAAUUUGGAAUCAGACUCUACACAGUCAAAACAGAAAAACCUCCGUAGUUUGAACUUCAAUGGAAAACAUCAGUCCAGAUUUUAUUUCUCUUCUUUGCCCAGACUUGUACAGCAGGCAAAGUGUUUGAAAAUCAAAGGAAAAGAAGAUAUUGACUUGGAUAAGCUCUUCAGAGAAUACUCAGCCGAGCAGAUUCAGCAGGCGCUUCACCAGUCGGUCUUUAUGUCCUCCAUGUUUGUCCACCCUUUCCGGGACCUCCCCCUGAACAGGGAGCGGCACUGUAAGCUGCUUCCAGGCGUGGCGGACAUCCAGGCCAACCAAGUGCCCCAGUGGACGGUGGAUGAGGUGGCUGAGUUUGUGCAGUCUCUUCUGGGCUGUGAAGAACAGGCUAAAUGCUUCAGGAAAGAGCAAAUUGACGGCAAAGCCUUCCUGCUUCUGACACAGACGGACAUCGUCAAAGUGAUGAAGAUCAAACUGGGCCCCGCACUGAAGAUCUACAACGCCAUCCUGAUGUUCAAGAGCUCCCAGGAUCUUACUGAGGAAGACCUUGCCCAAGGCCAGGUCAGGGCAUAG
Messenger RNA from Ochotona curzoniae (black-lipped pika), 1926 nucleotides. It is a transcript of the gene L3MBTL4, whose product is annotated as L3MBTL histone methyl-lysine binding protein 4. The transcript is spliced from 17 exons. Gene Ontology annotation, biological process: regulation of DNA-templated transcription. The coding region runs from base 1 to 1926 and encodes 641 amino acids. Gene Ontology annotation, cellular component: nucleus. Lineage: Eukaryota; Metazoa; Chordata; Mammalia; Lagomorpha; Ochotonidae. The record is from RefSeq and is a predicted model, not a curated record. Gene Ontology annotation, molecular function: zinc ion binding; protein binding.